GCAUUUGCUGGGCCGAGCUCCUCCAGUCCCCUCCCGUGCAGAUCCCGGGCAGCCCAGCCUCGUCCCUUCCUCGCUCCCCUUGUCUCAGCCAUAUAAGGAGCAGCAGCUGCCGGGGCGGUCGGAGGAUCUAAAGAUAGCGGCCAGGCCUGCGGCUCCAGACACCACCGGGCAGCAGGAUCCUCAUGGCACGGCAGCAUGCCCGGACCUUGUGGUACGACAGGCCCAAGUACGUGUUCAUGGAGUUCUGCGUGGAGGACAGCACGGACGUGCGCGUGCUCCUGGAGGACCACCGCGUGGUGUUCAGCUGCAGGAACGGCGACGGAGUGGAGCUGUACAACGAAAUCGAGUUCUACGCCAAGGUGAACUCCAAGGACUCCCAGGAUAAGCGCUCCGGCCGCUCCGUGACGUGCUUUGUGAGGAAGUGGAAGGAGAAGGUGGCCUGGCCGCGGCUCACCAAGGAGGACAUCAAGCCAGUGUGGCUGUCCGUAGACUACGACAACUGGAGAGACUGGGAGGGGGACGAGGAGAUGGAGCUGGCACAGGUGGAGCACUAUGCAGAGCUUUUGCAGAAGGUCAGCACCAAGGGACCGCCCCCCGCCAUGGAUGACCUGGAUGAUGACUCGGAUGGCGGUGAUAUGACUGGCAGUAGUCUCUGAGAGCGCUCUAUGCUGGAAGGAGGCCGAGAUGUCUCUGCUGCUGAGCACUGUGCCUGACCACGGCCUCUCUGUCAUGCCCUGCUGUGCUCAGAGCUUCCCAGAAGUGCUUCCGUGGAGCUCCCUUUUCUCCUUGGAUUUUCUUCCCAGACUCUGGUGUAGGUGCUGUGCAGGUGGCUGGAGAGUGAGGGGCAUAUGGAGGCCCCUAGCCUCCUGCUGACUUAUUUACAAUCUCUGGUCUGCUUGAUUACCUGAGUGUGUAUGCGUGUGCAAAAGCCAGAGACACACAGAUGACAAUAAAUCUGUGGUACCCAC
Messenger RNA from Cavia porcellus (domestic guinea pig), 968 nucleotides. RefSeq names its product prostaglandin E synthase 3 like (gene Ptges3l). The transcript has 7 exons. The record is from RefSeq and is a predicted model, not a curated record. Gene Ontology annotation, cellular component: nucleus; cytosol. Bases 183 to 656 code for a protein of 157 amino acids. Gene Ontology annotation, biological process: protein folding; chaperone-mediated protein complex assembly. Gene Ontology annotation, molecular function: Hsp90 protein binding; protein-folding chaperone binding. Lineage: Eukaryota; Metazoa; Chordata; Mammalia; Rodentia; Caviidae.